Messenger RNA from Petromyzon marinus (sea lamprey), 1059 nucleotides. It is a transcript of the gene CALML4, whose product is annotated as calmodulin like 4. Gene Ontology annotation, molecular function: calcium ion binding. Gene Ontology annotation, cellular component: myosin II complex. The record is from RefSeq and is a predicted model, not a curated record. Lineage: Eukaryota; Metazoa; Chordata; Hyperoartia; Petromyzontiformes; Petromyzontidae.
CGUGUACCGCAGGCGUCGCCUCAAGCACGGAGCCCGCACACGGAGCUAUGGCGAAUCUCCUCUCACAGCAAGACAUUAACGAGUACAAGGAGUGCUUCUCUCUGCACGACGCUCGCGCCCGGGGCCGCGUCCCUGCCGCCGAGCUGCUCACCAUCAUGCGCUGCCUCGGAGCCUGCCCCACCCCGGCGGAGGCGGACGCUCACCUGCGGGCUCACAGCAUCGGCCGCAGCGGGGAGCUCGACUUCUCCACGUUCCUCGCCAUCAUGCACGCCCAGCGGCAGCGCGAGCGCCCCGAGCGCGAGAUCCUCGCCGCGUUCCGCGCCCUCGACCCGCGCCGCCGCGGCUUUGUGACGGCGGCCGAGCUCCGCGGGAAGCUGACGCGCAUGGGGGAGCGCAUGCGCCCCAGCGAGGUGGAUGAGAUGCUGCGGGAGGCCAACGUGCCAGCGCAGGGCGUCGUCCGCUACGAGGCGUUCGUGGCCAGCGUGCUGCUGCCCGCUCCCGACUACAAGUAGGGGCCGUGGCCGCCCCGUCUCGUGUGCCGUGUUUUGUCCUGCUGUGUCACGUUGCCGUGUCGCAUAGUGUGGUCCCGUCUCGUGAAGCUGUGCCGUGUCACGGUGUCACCGCGUCACUGUCACACCGUGUCACGGUGUCACAGUGACGCCAUGUCGCUGCGUCACUGUGACACGAUGACACUGUCACAGUGGCGCCGUGUCGCCAUGUCACUGCGUCACUAUGACAGUGACGCAGUGACAUGGCGUCACGGUGACAUGGUGACAGUGACGCAGUGACAUGGCGUCACUGUGACAGUGACACGGUGACACCGUGUCACUGUGACAGUGACGCCGUGACACCGUGACGCCGAAUUUCGCCCAAGAAACGGUGGUGCUGGCCGAGCGAGCCUUGACACAACUCAGCCUCGCCUGUCUCGUGUCUGUUGUGUCUCAUGUCUAUUGUGUCUCGUGUCUGUUGUGUCUCGUGUUGUCUGCCUCGUGUCUGUUGUGUCUCGUGUCUGUUGUGUCUCGUGUUGUCUGCCUCGUGUCUGUUGUGUCUCGUGUUGUC